This is a messenger RNA of Rhinocladiella mackenziei CBS 650.93, 1146 nucleotides long. RefSeq lists its product as uncharacterized. The transcript is spliced from 4 exons. Lineage: Eukaryota; Fungi; Ascomycota; Eurotiomycetes; Chaetothyriales; Herpotrichiellaceae. Bases 1 to 1146 code for a protein of 381 amino acids. Gene Ontology annotation, cellular component: membrane. Gene Ontology annotation, biological process: transmembrane transport. The record is from RefSeq and is a predicted model, not a curated record. Gene Ontology annotation, molecular function: transmembrane transporter activity.
AUGGGAAAGUCGACCAUUCAUGAUUGGGACUCCGUCGCAGCCACUCAACAUUGUGCAGCCAAAAUGGACAUGAUGAUUAAGAUCAACCAAAGCACCACUUCACUUGCACAAGCACGAACUGCCUUGUUACGUAAUAUUUUGCACGGCGAGUCCCCAACUGGCUUUCCUUUCAUGCAACUGUACCUGAAUGUCACGGAUUCCACAGUCGGAGCAACAAUUCUGUCCUUGAUCAUCUGCCUGAUAGCAACGGCUGCUAACGCUGCUGGCCUUACCUCCACGAGCCGUACGUUCUGGGCUUUCGCUCGAGACGAGUCAGUGCCAUUCUCAAAAUACUUCGCACACGUCCACGACGGAUUGAAGGUUCCCGUACGUAUGAUCGUACUGGUUUCCGUCCUCCAAGCCUUGCUUGGUUUCAUUUAUCUUGGGAACACAACGGCCUUCAACGCCAUCCUUUCAAUGGCUAUCAUUGGCAUGUAUCUCUCCUAUAUCCUGCCGAUCGUGUAUAUGUUGCUAUGUGGCCGCCCGAGACUCUCAACCAGCGAAUACGGUCCCUUCAAGCUCGGCAGGAUCAGUGGUAUGCUGAUCAAUAUCUUCGCGAUCAUGUGGCUUGUGUUCGCCAUGGUUUUCAGCACCUUCCCGAACUUCCAGCCCGUCACGCCUCAAAAUAUGAAUUACUCGACGGUAGUCCUUGCAGGUUGGAUCGGAGGCGGAGCGCCGGGAGCCCCAAGAAGACGACGCAUGCAGCACGGCUCCGGCCCAAGGAUUUCAAGUAAACAUACUCGGGCUCAGCGGGCCUUUAUCGUCAACAUGUGGCUGACGCACUCGCGGGGGAAAUCGAGCGAAUGGGCCUGGCGGCUUCCCAUCAUCGUCAUGCAGAUAUACCCUACCGUGCUGUUCGUAGGAGCCAACCUCCUACUCCAAACACCGCGAUGGUAUGUAUUGCAAGGCGACAACGAACGUGCGAUUCGACGAGUUUUCGGCAAAGACCAAGUAGAGCAACGGAUCGAGGAGCUUGUGACAGCACGCCGGAAAGAGCAAAGAGAAGCGAUCGAGCCGUUGGGCUUCAAUGUCUCGACCGCCAAGUACAUCACGCUGGGCAACUAUAUGGACUACCUGGUCAUUAUGACGGUGGUGGUUGCUGAUUGA